GACGCGUUGUUCGUUUCCGGCGCGCGGCGGCAAGUGUGCGCGAUGCGACACGGUGAAUUUGCGGAAUUAUGAACUCACAGCAACUAAAGCAGGUUUGAAACGCCACUUGUAGAACUCGAGUCCAAGACUGAAUUAUAAUAUUAACAUGCAUUUUAUAGAAUAAACACCGAAACUAUUUACUAGUUCGGAACAGGAUCGAAUGUCAGGGCUUGUGGUGGUGGUGGUGACGAUUCUUCGAAUUUCACGACAGGGAAUGUUUUGAACAGCUAACAGCCACAUAGGUAUGCAACCAUCCCAGCUUCGUUGUCUGAAUGCUCUGCAGCAUGAUUCUGUCUGACGUGCAAUCCGAGCAGAAGUCUCUGUUUCGGGAUAUCAAGAUGGCUGAGAGACUCUCCGCGGAGUUUGUGCUUGAGGGAAGAUUUCAGAGUUAAUUCACCACAAACGGAGCGGAACUCAUACCGCUUCUGUAGAUGAUAACUUUAUGAAACGGUUUGCUCCGACAGAACACACUCAGAUACGGCGACAAAGAACAAAUAUGUCGCUUCAGCCCGUCAUGACCUUCGACUUCUACAACAGCACCGUAACGUGGUGUCCGGACCCAGCCCUCAACCUCUCGUGGGUCACGAAUGCCACUGCCGUUCCAGAGUUGGAGGAUUGGUCCACCCCGUCUAGUAGCAACAGAAGGCGCCACCACCCACACCUCCUGAUGGUUUGGUGGCAGCAGUUGGUCUGGAGCGCCCUGUUUGCUCUUAUGCUGUUGGUGGCCACAGGGGGCAAUGCCAUCGUCUUGUGGAUCGUACUGGCGCACCGAAGGAUGCGUACGAUCACUAACUACUUCCUGGUGAAUCUGAGCGUGGCCGAUCUGUUCAUGGCCGUAUUCAACUGCGUCUUCAAUUUCGUGUACAUGCUGAAUAGCAACUGGUACUUCGGCAGUCCCUACUGCCGGAUCAGCAACUUCAUAGCCAACGUAUCAGUGGCGGCCAGUGUUUUCACUCUCACCGGUAUAUCUUUCGAUAGGUACCUGGCGAUCGUGAGGCCACUUCAACCCCGCAUGUCCAAAGCGAGUGCCCAAGUCACGAUCUUGGUCAUCUGGCUGGCGGGCAUGGUCCUAGGAUUGCCCUGUCUGCUGUAUUCCACUACCAUCACGUACAAAUAUAGCGGAAAGAUCCGAACAGCCUGUAUACUGGUGUGGCCAGACGGACAACCCUUGAUUUCCACGUUGGACUAUGUGUACAAUGUGGUUCUGCUGCUGGCGACGUACGUGGCACCAAUGGCGGCCAUGGUAGCGUGCUACAGCGCCAUGGGCCGUGAGUUGUGGGGCAGCCGCUCCAUCGGAGAGCUGACUCAACGGCAGGUGGACUCCAUCCGUUCCAAAAGGAAGGUGGUGCGCAUGUUCAUCAUUAUCGUGUCCAUAUUCGCCGUCUGCUGGCUGCCGUACCACGCCUAUUUCAUUUACACGCAUCACAACCGUUCGCUCGCAUACAGCAGAUAUGUGCAACAUCUGUACUUGGGCUUCUACUGGCUCGCCAUGUCCAACACCAUGGUGAACCCGCUCAUCUACUACUGGAUGAACGCCAGGUUCCGUAGGUACUUCAAGCAAGCCGUGUGCGAAUGGCACUGUACCUGCAGGAAGACGCCCGUGAACCUGAACCGGUUAGAGACGGCCCGCGUGUGUCGGCGAUACAGCCCGCCGUCAGGUUUCAAAUCGAAAUCAGGAACAGCAGAGGAGUGUGUGCUGAACGGUCGAAAAAAUACGGUGACAUCUCAACCAUGUCAUUGCUCGGACAGGCACCAGCAUGCCCGCACUCACCCUCAGGUCCAGUACCGACAGAAUUAUGGGUGCAAUUCUUGCUGCUCUGGUACUACUGUCACUCUUCCUCUACAUCGCUGUCGGAGUAACCUGAGCACACGGAAGUUCGUGACAAUUGCAGAACUUUAGCCAGGAUGUCUGAGAGGGGCGGUUCUUGCGUACAGACACAAAAGUUCCAGGAUUAACGUCGAAAGGGUGUUCUUCUGUUACAGCACUGUGCACUCAUACAUUGGCCAGAAGUUAGAAUUGGAGUUGUUUAACAUCUAAGCCUUAAUGACAAGUGUCGACGAUUGCCUUGGAUAGCUGAAUCUGGCCACACUUUGUAUACAGUCACUACUGAAUACAACGUCUUUAUAUCGUUAUAAGGAUAUAAUUUUAAUUUCAGUGUACUGGUGUACUGUACACUACACACAUCUGUUCACAUAUUGUUUACUGGAAACUGUUAGAUUCUACAUAAAACCAUGAAAGUACAUAUAGAUUUCUUUACAUUACGUUUAAGGACAAAGGAACUGGACGACAGAUUGCAGUAACCGCUGUACCUCUUAUAACGAGAUAAUUUACUCUGUACUGUCCUCCUGUAACUAGACUAGAGUACAUAUGGGGCAAUAUGGUUCAACUUCAAUGAUAAACAUGUAACUGAAAUCAUCCGGUCAGCCAAAGGUUCACGGGUCGGCCGUGGUUCGUAUUCUGACGUAUACACAUUGAUCAUUGGCCUCUAAAUAGAAUGGUUAAAUUCCAUUAAAGACCCAUCAGAUUAAUUAUAAUACAAAACAAAACUAACUCUGUGGUUUUAGUCCGCAAGCGAACUAU
Molecule: messenger RNA, 2620 nt
Organism: Cryptotermes secundus
Lineage: Eukaryota; Metazoa; Arthropoda; Insecta; Blattodea; Kalotermitidae
Product: tachykinin-like peptides receptor 86C
Exons: 10
Coding region: 482-1939 (485 amino acids)
Biological process (GO): G protein-coupled receptor signaling pathway
Cellular component (GO): plasma membrane
Molecular function (GO): neuropeptide Y receptor activity; tachykinin receptor activity
Source: RefSeq, a predicted model, not a curated record